Messenger RNA from Vanrija pseudolonga, 702 nucleotides. RefSeq lists its product as uncharacterized. The coding region runs from base 1 to 702 and encodes 233 amino acids. Lineage: Eukaryota; Fungi; Basidiomycota; Tremellomycetes; Trichosporonales; Trichosporonaceae. The record is from RefSeq and is a predicted model, not a curated record. The transcript has 2 exons.
AUGCCUCCCCUCCCCUCCCCCUCGUCAUCGAGCGCGCCGGCGCCGAUCCUCCUCAUCAGCGCCGACGGGGAGAGCUUCACGAUCGAGGCGUUCCACCUCUUGGCCGCGAGCGCGCAGUUCCGCGCGCAGGCCUCAGCGCAAGACCUCGCCUCGACACCACCAAUCCACUUCUUCGACCCCGCCAUCGAGUCAGCGCCGACGCUGCGCCUGUUUCUGCAGCUCAUAACGGCGGGGUCUCUCUCCCUUCCCCUGCCCAGCGGCAGUCUCGAGCCCGACACGCAUCUCCACGCCCUCAACGCCCUAGUCCACUUCCUCAUCAAGUGGGGCUGCGGCCCCGCGCUCUCGACGCUCACGCUACACCUGGGCGCCGAGCUACGCGCGCACCGCCUUGCGCCGUUAUCGGCCUUCGUGCUCGCCAGCACGGCAAAGGACCUCGAGCUCGCGCUGAGCGCGCUCAAAGAGCGCAGGGACAAGGACGUGCGCUGGCCCAAAGGCUCCAAGAAGGAGCGCUGGGUCGCUGCGAAAGCCGGCGCGCGCGGGCUCGACGCCAAGAGCCUGCCGCUCGACGUGUGGCGCCUCAUUCGGCCCAGCUACGUUUGGGCGCUCGUGCGUGCCUCUGGCGAGGCGGACUGGGAUGAGAAGGGGUUCGAUAGGGCGUUUGAGGAGUUUGUGCGCGCUGCCGACGACGCCGAGGGGAGGUAG